Molecule: messenger RNA, 207 nt
Organism: Penicillium macrosclerotiorum
Lineage: Eukaryota; Fungi; Ascomycota; Eurotiomycetes; Eurotiales; Aspergillaceae
Exons: 1
Coding region: 1-207 (68 amino acids)
Source: RefSeq, a predicted model, not a curated record
AUGACCUGGUCCCGCGGGUUGAAUGAUGACGCCGAUGUCACCAGUGCCCUCAACAUUAGAGAAUCACGCGAGUUUACUGGCACCCGCCGGGAAGACACUCUCGCCCCGCCGUCUUUGUCCCCAUACGAGGACGCGCCCGGCUUUCCACGGGAGAAUGAGGUAAAUCAGAUCGGAGCUCAAAACGGCGAGCUCUCCAAAUCAUGGUAG